AUGGUCAUCGUGAAGGUGAAGAAGCCCCUUGCGGUAGUGUUCGACUUCUGCGGCACCGCCGCCCGUGACACUUUCGUGGAGAAGACGCUGCAGCCGUACUUCAAGCUGGCGUACAAGGCGUACUUCGAGGCCAACUGGUCCAAGGAGGAGUGCCAGGCGGAUGCGAAGGCGCUGGCGGCGGUCGCCGCUAAAGAUGCGGCCGCGCCUAAGAUCGACCUGACGGCGGCCAAGCAGGAGCAGAUAGCGGCGCUGGCCAAGUACGUAGAGUACUGCGGCGCCAAUAAGAAGGAUACCUCUAAAGCUUUUGUCAUGUACCGAUUCCACGUCUGGUUCGACGGCUACGACCGCGGCAAGCUGACCACGCCCGUCUACUCCGACGUCGCCGUGCACAUUCAGAAGUGGAAGACGGAGCUGCAGCUGAAGCUCUUCAUCUUCUCCAACGGCUGGACCGAGGCGACGAAGAAGUUCAUGAGCAAGACCAGCCACGGUGACCUAAACGCCCUCAUUGACGACCACUUCGACACCUCGCUCGGCUCGCUGAAGGACGCUGCCACCUACCGGAAGCUGAUUGAGCGCAUCAAGGAGGACCCCAAGGAGGUGACCUUCCUCACCAAGUCGGCCAGCGAGGGCAAGGCGGCCAAGGCGGCCGGCCUCAAUGUGGUCCUCGUGCUGACGCACACGGCCACGGUGGAGGCGGUGAGCACCAGCUGCAAGGACAUUCCCAUUGCGCGCUCCUUCACCCAGGUGGAGUUCAUCUGA
Molecule: messenger RNA, 759 nt
Organism: Rhagoletis zephyria (snowberry fruit fly)
Lineage: Eukaryota; Metazoa; Arthropoda; Insecta; Diptera; Tephritidae
Source: RefSeq, a predicted model, not a curated record